GAUGAGGAAAAGAGACAGUGAAAUGCCAUCCAUUCAGCUGCUGAGCUUUGCUGCUGGUCCUUGAAUAAUACUCUACAACGCUCUUAGAGAGCCCUGCACAAUCCAUUGAUGUGCUAGGGCAAAGGGAGGGAGGGGGCAGCUGAGAUGGGAAUCAGGAAGCUAUGAAUACAAGGCAGGCAGAGGUGGCUGCAUUUCAGUGGCAGCUGAAUUGCUCUGCAUAUUGCUGAUUCUAGUCUUCUGUGAUGAGCCUGAUUUUGACCUCCAUCUCAGCCAACACUAAACCAAUCCCUCUGAAAUCUCCCACUCACGAUCGGAUGCCAGGAUAGAAUUUUUCAGGGAAGUUGGCUGCAGAUCCAGUUAAGGGUUUGGGUUAGAUACAUGGGCUGCAGAAACAGAAAUGCUCUCACUUAGGCCUGGUCUACACUACGAGUUUAGGUCAAAUUUAGUAGCGUUAAAUUGAAUUGACCCUGCACCCAGCCACACAACAAAGCUAUUUACUUCAACAUAAAGGGCUCUUAAAAUCGAUUUCUGUACUCCUCCACGACGAGGGGAGUACCACAGAAAUCAACAUUGCCAGUUCGAAUUAGGGUUAGUGUGGAUGCGGUUCGACAGUAUUGGCCUCCGGGAGCUAUCCCACAGUGCACCAUUGUGACUGCUCUGGACAGCAAUCUGAACUCGGAUGCACUAGCCAGGUAGACAGAAAAAGCCCUGAAAACUUUUGAAUUUCAUUUCCUGUUUGCCCAGCAUGGAGAGCUGAUCAGCACAGGUGAUCAUGCAGAGCUCAUCAGCACAGGUAACCAGGCAGUCUGAGAAACGAAAAAGAGCUCCAGCAUGGACCGUACAGGAGGUACUGGAUCUGAUCUCUAUAUGGGGAGAUGAUUCCGUGCUAGCAGAACUAUGUUCCAAGAGACGAAAUGCCAAAGCAUUUGAAAAAAUCUCCAGUGGCAUGAUGAAGAGAGGCCACAAUAAGGACUCAUAUCAGCACCGCAUGAAAGUUAAGGAGCUCAGACAAGCAUUUCAGAAAACCAAAGAAGCAAACAGAAGGUCCAGGGCAGAGUUGCAGACAUGCCGCUUCUAUGCUGAGCUGCAUGCAAUUCUAGGGGGGGCCAUCACCACUACCCCACCCUUGAUUGUGGAUUCUGAUGAGGGGUUACUCUCAGCCAUGCCUGAGGAUUUUGCAGACGGGGAAGAUGAGGAGAAGGAGGAAGACGAGCUUGCACAGAGCACACAGCACACUGUUAUCCCCAAUAGCCAGGAUCUUUUUCUCAGCCUGACUGAAGUAGCCUCUCAACCCUCCCAAGGCAGUAUCCCAGACCAUGAAGCCAUAGAAACGAUACUCUGCUGCAAAUUUUUCAAGCCUCCCUCCUCCAUCUAGAAGGAUAUCUCAGAUAAGGUGGCAAAAAAAAACGCACACGAGACUAAAUGUUCUCUGACAUCAUGCAGUCAGCCCGCAAUGAAAGAGCUCAUCUGAAUGAGUAGAAGGACAUGGCAUCAAAGUACAGGAAAGAUGCCAAGGAACAUGAGGACAGAAGGGAUGAACAUGUGGACAGGAGGGACGCUCGAGAUGAGAGGUGGCGGCAGGAAGAUCAGAGGAGGCAGGAUGCAACGCUGGGGCUGCUGCGUGAUCAAACGGACAUGUUCUGGCAUCUGGUGGAGCUUCAGGAACAGCAGCAGGAUCACAGAGUGCUGCUGCAGCCCCUGUAUAACCACCCUCCCCUCUCCCCAAGUUCCAUAGCCUCCUCACCCAGACAUCCAAGAACGUGGGGUCGAGGGGAGGCUCUGUGCACCCUGCCACUCCACCCCAGUGGACAACCCAAGCAAAAGGCUGUCAUUCAACAACUUUUGAAGUGGCCUUUUCCUUCCCUUCUCCCCUCCUCCCAAACCCCACCU
Gopherus flavomarginatus (Mexican gopher tortoise) is the source of this 1890-nucleotide messenger RNA. RefSeq lists its product as uncharacterized. The transcript is spliced from 2 exons. The coding region runs from base 773 to 1375 and encodes 200 amino acids. Gene Ontology annotation, cellular component: nuclear body. Lineage: Eukaryota; Metazoa; Chordata; Testudines; Testudinidae. The record is from RefSeq and is a predicted model, not a curated record. Gene Ontology annotation, biological process: positive regulation of DNA-templated transcription.